Elephantulus edwardii (Cape elephant shrew) is the source of this 2220-nucleotide messenger RNA. It is a transcript of the gene TGM3, whose product is annotated as transglutaminase 3. The coding region runs from base 1 to 2220 and encodes 739 amino acids. The transcript has 13 exons. NCBI's taxonomy places the organism in Eukaryota, Metazoa, Chordata, Mammalia, Macroscelidea, Macroscelididae. Gene Ontology annotation, molecular function: protein-glutamine gamma-glutamyltransferase activity. Gene Ontology annotation, biological process: peptide cross-linking. The record is from RefSeq and is a predicted model, not a curated record.
AUGGAGGACGGGGAGCUGGUACGGAGGACAGGGAGCUGGUACGGAGGACGGGGAGCUGGUACGGAGGACAGGGAGCUGGUACGGAGGACGGGGAGCUGGUACAGAGGACGGGGACCUGGUACGGAGGACGGGGAGCUGUCCCCUUUCUCUCUCACGACUUUAGAACCAACAUCUGUGAACUGGAAUGUGUCUUCCAAUCGACAAGCACAUCACACAGACAAGUUCUACAGUUCAGAAUUGAUCUUGCGGAGAGGUCAGCCCUUCUUGGUCACAUUCAACUACAAUGGAAAUGUGGACUCCAGACCAAAUAUGACAUUCAUCGUCUCCACAGGGCCUUCUCCCUCAGAGUCAGCCAGGACGAAGGCUGUGUUUCAACUCUCCAGUGGCUCAAACAGUGGCUGGAGUGCACAGCUGCAGGCCAACCAGGGCAACAGCCUGAUGAUCGUCAUGUCCAGUCCUGCCAAUGCCCCCAUAGGACAUUACACACUAAGUGUUCAGAGCUCCUCCUCCGUCAGGAACCUCGGGACCUUCAUAAUCCUCUUUAACCCCUGGCUACAAGCGGAUUCUGUCUUUAUGAGUAACGCUGCUGAGAGAGAGGAAUACGUUUUACAAGAUUCUGGCAUCAUUUACGUAGGAAGCACAAAUCGCAUUGGAAUGGUUGGCUGGAACUUCGGGCAGUUUGAGCAAGACAUUCUGGGCGUUUGUCUUUCAAUCCUUGAUAGAAGCUUGAAUUUCCGCCGUGACCCUACUACCGACGUGGCCCGCAGAAAUGACCCCAAAUAUGUUGGCCGGGUGCUGAGUGCCAUGGUCAACAGCAAUGACGACAACGGUGUGCUUGCUGGGAACUGGAGUGGUAACUAUGCGGGUGGCCUGGACCCCAGGAACUGGAACGGCAGCGUGGAGAUCCUGAAGGAGUGGAAGAGGUCCAACUUCACACCUGUGCGCUUUGGACAGUGCUGGGUCUUUGCUGGGACCCUCAAUACAGUGUUGCGGGCUCUUGGGAUUCCCUCUCGAGUGAUCACCAACUUCAACUCGGCUCACGACACCGACCGAAACCUCAGCGUUGAUGUUUACUAUGACCCCAUGGGAAACCCCCUGGACAAGGGCAGUGACAGCGUGUGGAACUUCCACGUCUGGAAUGAAGGCUGGUUUACCCGAUCGGACCUGGGCCCCAUGUACAGCGGAUGGCAGGUGCUGGACGCCACUCCUCAGGAGCGGAGCCAAGGGGUGUUCCAGUGCGGCCCUGCCUCAGUGAUCGGAGUCCGCGAGGGUGACUUGGACCAGGAGUUCGACAUGCCCUUCGUCUUUGCCGAGGUGAAUGCUGACCGCAUCACCUGGAUCAUUGACAGCAGAACCAACUCUCAGAAGAAGAAUUCCUCCGACCCACGCUCUGUGGGCAAGUACAUCAGCACCAAGGCCGUGGGCAGCAACUCGCGCAUGGACGUCACGGAGAAAUACAAGUACCCAGAAGGUUCCGCCCAGGAAAGACAAGUGUUCGAAAAGGCUUUGGGGAAACUCAAACCCAACCGCUUGUUCAACCCAACCUCAGCAGAGAGCUCCGAGGGAGAGGACCGGGCACCCAGCAUCUCUGGGAAGUUCAAGGUCAAUGGCAUCCUGGCAGUGGGCCAGGAAGUCAACCUGUCCCUGCUGCUGAAAAACCUGACAAGUGACAUGAAGACAGUGACUGUGCACAUGACGGCCUGGACCAUCGUCUACAACGGCACGCUGGUGCAUGAGGUGUGGAAGGACUCUAGCACCAUAGCCCUGGACCCUGAAGAAGAAACGCAGUACCCUGUGAAGAUCUCUUACGCUCAGUACGAGAAGUACCUGAAAGCCGACAACAUGAUCCGCAUCACGGCCGUGUGCAAGGUCUCCGAUGAGGGAGAGGUGGUGGUGGGGCGGGAUGUCAUCCUGGACAACCCCGCCCUGACCCUGGAGGUGCUGGACCAAGCGCGGGUGAAGAAGCCCGUGAAUGUCCAAAUGCUCUUCUCCAACCCCCUGGAUGAGCCUGUGAAGAACUGUGUGCUAAUGGUGGAGGGAAGCGGCCUGCUACGGGGCAACCUCAAGAUCGACGUGCCAACCCUGCGUCCCAAGGAGCGCUCCCGGGUCCGUUUUGAGAUCCUGCCCACCCGGAGCGGCACCAAGCAGCUGCUCGCCGACUUCUCCUGCAACAAGUUCCCAGCGAUCAAGGCCAUGCUGUCUAUCGACGUGACUGAGUGA